AUGGCAAAGGGAGGGACCGGAGGGAUACUGUUGGUAGAGGGCGGCUUCGAUAAAUUACAGAAAAAGGAUAAGAAAGCAGGAGAAGAAAACCCGACGAUCUGCGAGAGACAACAACGGGUGAAGAGAAAGGUCACUGACAUCGCAAGCCACGUCAGAACUCUCGGCAGUAAGCCUAGCAACGGAUUCGUCAUCGAGCGAUUCGACUGCGUCCUCUUCAUCUUCCCUUACACCUUCGUGACGGACGAUCGCUGUCGCUCGGAGCUUAAAACGAUCGUACAAGACGUCAAAGACAGGAAAUACGUCUCUAAGAAAGCGGCGUAUGUUGGCGUGAUAGUGGUAGAAUCGGCACCAGCGGACUUGGAGACUCCCGUCAUACGUCUGACAAGAUUGCUGGAGAAGUAUCUGAAGUUGCCGCACUUCAGACAGCCUCAGAUUUGUUAUUUCGUGGAAAGAGACUCCAACUCGCCUGAAGUGUUGAAAAGUACCAUACGGGACGCCUUGGAGGAUAGGUCUGAGGAAGACCCGUACUUACAGAGAGAAAGCCGGCUAACCAGGAUGACGCGUUGCCUUCGACUACGGAAGAGACCAUCACACAGAGAGGGGGAACUAGAAAGGAAGCUUCGGGACCCCGGAGUGACCAACCUGCGUCAUGUUGUUGCUAGGAUGUGA
Messenger RNA from Branchiostoma belcheri (Belcher's lancelet), 669 nucleotides. RefSeq lists its product as uncharacterized. The coding region runs from base 1 to 669 and encodes 222 amino acids. The transcript has 4 exons. The record is from RefSeq and is a predicted model, not a curated record. Lineage: Eukaryota; Metazoa; Chordata; Leptocardii; Amphioxiformes; Branchiostomatidae.